Molecule: messenger RNA, 926 nt
Organism: Dermacentor silvarum
Lineage: Eukaryota; Metazoa; Arthropoda; Arachnida; Ixodida; Ixodidae
Product: regucalcin
Exons: 4
Coding region: 300-926 (208 amino acids)
Biological process (GO): L-ascorbic acid biosynthetic process
Molecular function (GO): gluconolactonase activity; calcium ion binding
Source: RefSeq, a predicted model, not a curated record
CAUUCAGAGACGAGAAGCCGAGACCGAGGCCUCCGCGUGUUUGGAUGAGUGACGGUCGGUCACGUGAUUCUACACGUUUGCGACGUUUUCGUGUGCACAGCGGGAUUCCGUUCGAGCGGCUGGGAGCAGGCUUUUGGAGUUCGUUGCAGGUUUCGUCGGCGAAAAAGCCACCGCUGGAAGGGGAAAAAAAGUGUCUCUUAUACCAGAUAAGGCACUUCGACCUGCUUCUCCGACAAGCGACUCCCAGUAGCAGGUGGGCAUCAUCCGGACGUGGGGCCCGUGUUCGAGUAGUCUGAGCGAUGAAGGUGGAAGUGGCCAGCAAGCGGAAGAACAUCCUGGGAGAGGGCCCUCACUGGGACGAGCGAAGCGGCACGCUUCUCUUCGACGAUGCCCGUGGUCCCGAGGUGGUCCGCUACGAUCCGCAGUCCAGGACCGAGACGGAGAUCCUCAAGCUCGACUACGAGAUUGGCAACCUGAUCCCGUACGCCGAGGACAACCGGAAGCUCAUGGUAUGCAUGGGCAACGGCGUUUACAAGGUGGACCUCGACACCAAACAAAAGACGCUGCUGGCCGAGAUGCUGGACAAGGACUCCGCCGUCCCUACGCGUAUCAAUGACGGAAAGUGCGACGCUGUGGGACGCCUCUGGGCCGGUUCGAUGCCCAUCGACGUCGACCUCGAGGGUAUGGUCCAGGGGAAGAACAACUUCUGGUCUUACUCCAAAGGCCAGCUGAAGCACAAGCUCGACAAGAUUUCUCUUUCCAACGGGAUCACGUGGACGGCCGAUAACAAGACCAUGUUCUACAACGACUCCGUGCCCGGAAAGGUCUUCGCUUUCGACUUCGACCUCGCGUCCGGCGAUAUAAGUGAGUGCGUCUUUCAUGAGCGUGGCUUACGACAAUCGACUAGGUUCUGUGAAAUUGAAUAG